AUGACCCCUCGUGAGCAGCUGAGGAAGAUAUCAGCACUGGGAGAGCAGGGAGCCCUGGAUGAGAAGCACUGGUACCGCCUGGUCAAUAGCAUGUCUGCUGGAGAGCUGAGACAGAGGCAGGAAAUGAUGAUGAGGAAUCAGAUGGCUAUGGCUCCUCAGAUCCUGGUCCAAGGCCAGCAACGUCUACAGGGAGUUCCCCCUCAGUUUGAGCCACGCUUCAUGGAGAGGGAGCUCGUCCCCCCUGCAGAGAUGGUGUCCUCUGAUGCCAGACAAAUCCACAUGGGUGCUCAUCUCGGACCCCCCAUGACCCCACAUUCUAAUGUUAUACCCGGUCGAGGAUUUCCCGGCACAGGCUACAGCUUCCUGCCAACUGAGCCCAUGGAGUCUGUUGCUAGGCGACAGGAGCUCCUUCACAAGCAGAACAUAGCCAGGAUGGAGAUGAAUGCAAUUUUGCACCAGAAGGAACUGGAGAACGCCCAUCAGAAGGGUCUUAUUGGCAUGGAUAACCCAAUGAUAUACCAGGGCAUCCAACCAAACCCCAUGUCAUUCAGAGGGCGACAGCGUCUCCCUGAUGGCCAUGACGUCUUUGUACACCGCACCACACUAGAGGACCUGCAGGCUAACAGUCUUCUCAUGUCUGCCAGCCCCUACCCACCAAUCAGCACGCUUCAGAGGGAGAGGGGACGCAGGGCUGGCAGAAGGGCAACCAAUCACAAGAAUUCAGACAAUAACGCCUCUGGGCUAAAGGGCCAACUGGAUGAGAAGAACGUGGAGCAGAGUCCAGGGGCAGCCUCAGGUGAAGAGAAGGAAACGGAGGUGAAAGGUGAAAUGGGUGGAGAGCCCACCACUAGUAAACCUCACCAACCCAAAAUGGACACCGACCUGUCGAUGGGCGCAGGUAGGAAAAGUUACAAGGAGAGUGAGCAGGGGAUUCGUAAGGCAUGCAUCACUGGACAGGAGAGCUGCACUGAGGGGACAAACUGCAACACCAGCGCCGGCGAAAAAGACAUGACUAACCCUUGCUCCACAUUCCAAGACAAGUUUUUAUAUCCGUCCACAGCUGGUCCCUUAACGGGAAUGCCCUACAUGUUCCCGGUCCCAGGAAAUGGACUUCUGCCCCCUGGGCCUCAUAAUAUGUUCCUAAACUCAGAGGAAAUGUCUUCUCUUGAAGACCUUAGGAAAUGGACAGUCGAUGACGUCUUCAACUUUGUUAAUGACAUCCCAAGCUGUUCUGAAUACGCUCAGACAUUUAAGGAUCAUAUGAUUGACGGGGAGACAUUGCCCCUCCUCACUGAGGAUCAUCUUCUGGACACUCUUGGUCUGAAACUGGGCCCAGCACUGAAGAUAAGAUCACAGGUAUCCAGACGCCUGGGCAGCAUGUUCUGCAUGAUGAACCUCCCUCCCCUGGCAGCUCCCACCCUGCAGCCUGCCCAAGAGAAGAGCGUCGAUCGAUCAUCUGAGAUCAGUUCACCCCUCAACUGCAACAGCGUAGAACUUCUGGGCAGCCCGUGCACUAGAGACACAGAGGUCAUGAAAGGAGCAGACGUCUCUGCCGAGACAGAUAAUCCCUCUCCGACAGCCAUAAAUGAGACUGCCUGAACAGUCGGUACGGCGACGGCUGCUGUCCUGGAUUUAACCGAACAAAACCCGUUCAAACUCUCAGAUGAUUUUCUCAUUUCUUCCAGAUUCCAAAGUCACACCUGGUCAUCUGUAUCGAUCUGAAGUACACA
Messenger RNA from Chanos chanos (milkfish), 1730 nucleotides. It is a transcript of the gene samd7, whose product is annotated as sterile alpha motif domain containing 7. Bases 1 to 1599 code for a protein of 532 amino acids. The transcript is spliced from 8 exons. Gene Ontology annotation, biological process: negative regulation of DNA-templated transcription. NCBI's taxonomy places the organism in Eukaryota, Metazoa, Chordata, Actinopteri, Gonorynchiformes, Chanidae. The record is from RefSeq and is a predicted model, not a curated record. Gene Ontology annotation, cellular component: nucleus. Gene Ontology annotation, molecular function: histone binding; chromatin binding.